CUAGAGCGGACUGAGAGUCUCCAGUCAGUGUUCAUCACAUCAGUGGACGAGACACAUUUGAUUUCUAUCAGGCUUUAGGACAAUCAGUCACUCAGGAUGACGCACCAGUCCCCCACGCUCACCGAGGCGCAGAAGAGGGAGCUACAUGAGACUGCUCUACGCAUAGUUUCUCCAGGGAAGGGCAUCCUGGCUGCAGAUGAAUCUGUGGGCAGCAUGGCUAAGCGGCUGGCCCAGGUCGGGGUGGAGAACACGGAGGAGAACCGCAGACAGUAUCGGCAGAUUCUCUUCAGUGCAGAUGAUCGCAUGAACAACUGCAUUGGAGGGGUCAUCUUCUUCCAUGAGACGCUGUACCAGCACUCUGAUAACGGCGUGGCCUUCGUCAAAAUGAUCAGGGACAGGGGCGUCAUGGUCGGCGUCAAGGUUGACAAGGGUGUUGUCCCCCUGGCAGGAACGAGUGGAGAGACCACCACACAGGGUCUGGAUGGAUUGUCAGAGCGCUGUGCGCAGUACAAAAAGGAUGGAGCUGUCUUUGCAAAGUGGCGCUGUGUGCUUAAAAUCAGUGACACCAAUCCAUCUAAACUGGCAGUCGCAGAAAAUGCAAACGUUCUUGCACGCUACUCCAGCAUCUGCCAGCAGCAUGGCAUUGUGCCCAUCAUAGAGCCGGAGAUUUUGCCUGAUGGAGAUCAUGACCUGAAACGCAGUCAAUACAUCACUGAGAAGGUCCUGUCUGCGGUGUACAAGGCAAUGUCGGACCACCAUGUGUACCUGGAAGGCACACUCCUCAAACCCAACAUGGUCACCUCUGGACACAGCUGCUCCACCAAGCACACCCCAGAGGAGGUUGCUAUGGCAACCGUCACUGCCUUGCGCCGCACCGUCCCACCAGCGGUCACAGGAGUGGCUUUUCUCUCGGGCGGUCAGAGUGAAGAAGAGGCCUCUGUCCACCUCAACGCCAUGAACAACUGCCCUCUGCCCAAACCCUGGAUCCUGACGUUCUCCUUCGGCCGAGCCCUGCAGGCGUCUGCACUCAAAACCUGGAGAGGACAUAAAGAGAACGAGAAAGCCGCCACUGAGCAGUUCAUCAAGAGAGCAGAGGCGAACAGUCUGGCGUGUCAGGGGAAGUACAAUGGCGGUGAUAAUUACGGCGAGGCCGGCCCGCGCAGCUAUGGUUCCUGUCAUGCAUACUGAGAAGUUCGCAGAAGCCAUGUUUCAAUUAGCAUUGUGUUUUGCUUCCAUUACCAUAACAAGGAGGAAUUGUGAUGUGGAUAAUUAGAUUAUUUCAGAAUUAUGACACCCAUAAUGAUGUUACAUGAAAACAAGUGACAGCGUGUUUUCUUGCCUUGACAAAUGAGGACAAUCAGAACAUGGCCUUGGGUACUUCUAACGCGUGUUUUCAAUGAGGGAUGUCUGCUUUCCUUUUGUUAUGAAUGUACAGUGUGCUCUUGUGACAGUGCCAUAACUGAAGCUUUAAAAAAAAUCCUGCAUUUAGUAUCACAAAUACCAACAUGUGCUGUAAGUAAAUUGAAUUUUGGCUGCAGAGCAAUGACGUAGGUUUGUAUUAAAAAAAUAGUGAAAAUGUCUGACAUACAAUUUCCCACCUGUUACAUG
Molecule: messenger RNA, 1608 nt
Organism: Sebastes umbrosus (honeycomb rockfish)
Lineage: Eukaryota; Metazoa; Chordata; Actinopteri; Perciformes; Sebastidae
Gene: aldoca
Product: aldolase C, fructose-bisphosphate, a
Exons: 9
Coding region: 97-1188 (363 amino acids)
Biological process (GO): glycolytic process; fructose 1,6-bisphosphate metabolic process
Cellular component (GO): cytosol
Molecular function (GO): fructose-bisphosphate aldolase activity
Source: RefSeq, a predicted model, not a curated record